UAUUUGCCGACGCGCAGUGGCAUUGUUCUAGACUGCUCCACGAUCAGGGCCAUCUUUGGUCGUCCUCGCCGGUGACAGUGUGGACUGUGUAUUCCAUUGGCCAUUUAUACCCAAUGAUUAAUAAAUAAUAUUUUACUUUGAAGAGCAAUUUAAAGGACCUGUGCAGAGACAGUGAGAGACAGUUACCCGGUUUGUGGACUAACCAAUUUUAUUUGCUUUCAAUACCCUUCAUUUCUCAAGGCAAAAAGAGGGCGAGACGGGAGAGGCGGUGAGACAACAUGGAUGAGGAAUAUGAUGUGAUCGUUUUGGGCACCGGACUCACAGAAUGCAUUCUGUCUGGGAUCAUGUCCGUGAAUGGCAAGAAGGUUCUGCACAUGGACCGAAACCCCUACUACGGUGGGGAGAGCUCUUCCAUUACCCCCCUGGAGGAGCUGUACAAGCGCUUCAGUCUGCCAGAUACCCCACCUGAGUCAAUGGGCAGAGGACGUGACUGGAACGUUGACCUCAUACCCAAGUUUCUCAUGGCCAACGGUCAGCUUGUAAAGAUGCUGCUAUACACAGAAGUGACACGGUAUCUGGACUUUAAAGUAGUGGAAGGCAGCUUUGUCUACAAAGGAGGAAAGAUCUACAAGGUGCCAUCAACUGAGACUGAGGCACUAGCUUCAAAUCUGAUGGGAAUGUUUGAAAAGAGGAGGUUUCGAAAGUUUUUAGUCUUUGUGGCCAAUUUUGAUGAGAAUGACCCCAAGACCUUUGAGGGCGUGGACCCUAAAACCACAACGAUGAGGGACGUUUACAAGAAGUUUGACCUCGGUCAGGAUGUCAUUGACUUCACUGGCCACGCCCUGGCCCUCUACAGGACAGAUGACUAUCUUGAUGUUCCUUGUUUGGAGACGAUCAACCGUAUCAAACUCUACAGUGAAUCACUGGCACGGUAUGGCAAGAGCCCUUAUCUCUACCCCCUCUAUGGUCUGGGAGAACUGCCACAGGGCUUUGCCAGGUUGAGUGCAAUCUAUGGAGGAACCUACAUGCUGAACAAACCUGUGGAUGAGAUCGUGAUGGAAGGUGGUAAAGUGAUUGGAGUAAAGUCUGAGGGCGAGGUGGCUCGUUGUAAGCAGCUCAUUUGCGACCCUAGUUACAUCCCAGACCGUGUCCGUAAAGCGGGUCAGGUGAUCCGUGUGAUCUGCAUCCUCAGCCAUCCCAUCAAAAACACUAAUGAUGCCAACUCCUGUCAGAUCAUCAUUCCUCAGAAUCAGGUUAAUCGCAACUCAGACAUCUAUGUGUGCAUGAUCUCCUAUGCUCACAACGUGGCGGCCCAGGGGAAGUACAUCGCUAUUGUCAGCACCACAGUGGAAACCAGUGAACCUGAGAAUGAAAUUGAGCCAGCUCUGGAGCUGCUGGAGCCCAUCGACCAAAAGUUUGUGGCUAUUAGCGACCUUUAUGAGCCCACAGAUGAUGGUACUGAGAGCCAGAUCUUCGCAUCAAGGUCCUACGAUGCCACCACUCACUUCGAGACCACUUGCAAUGACAUCAAGGACAUCUACAAACGUACGACCGGGAGCGACUUUGACUUUGAAAACAUGAAACGCAAACAGAACGAUGUGUUUGGGGAGGAUGAGCAGUGAGCUAGAGAGGGGGGCUUCUGAGAGAGGGCAAGGCUGGGAAAGGAGGUGGAUGCAAAACUGGAGGCAACGGGGCUUUCAGUAGAGGGCCGGGGCUGCCUAAACAGUGCUUUAAAAGCAAAAUGGGUAAAAUGUGAGAGUGGUGGAGAGGGUGUGCGUCUGAGCCUCUGAGCCCGUCUUCAGCCGUUUGCCUCCACCUCCUCGUGUCGCUCUCUCUCGCCCUCUCUUGGCACGCAUUCAGACACAUAAAUGCUCACAGACACACACAUACACGCUUUUCAAAUGCUCACAUUCCCUUUCUCUGUCACUGAAAAGCAGGGUUGAUAUGGUUUUUCAUUCCAUUGUAGAAUUUACAGUAUAAUCAUGUCUUAACUAUUAUCAUUAGAGGUGAAUUUAUUACUUGUUGUUGGCAAUUUCCAAAGCAUUUCAUUCCUCCUGUAACAUCGUUCUCCUCAUAUCAGAGGUUGGGUCGAUGGAAGGUUGAUGGCACCGAGAGGUCUCAACAGAUAGCUCUGACAUGAGAGAUGUGUAACGGCUUAGUGUAGAAUCCUCUGGAAGGGUCACCUCCAGUGGACGUGCAUGCAUCUUUUACACACAGUAGUAUUGUACAUAGAUUCAAAUGACACUGCGGUAUGAAGGCUGGACCAUUCCACGCAUCACUCCUGUCAACCCUGCUUUCACUUUUCUCUUACUUGGUCUUUUACCUGUGUUUCUUCAAUAGAUGCCGCUCAUUUUGGCAAAAUCUGUUGGUCGGGCAAAAACAGAAAAAAAACAAAACAAAAAAAUGUGAUGAAAAGUUACAUAUAAAUGGGCUGUUCUGUCAGCUGAUAGUGCUCACUUUGCAAUGCUGUUGUGUUUCCUGUGCUAGCAGGCAAGCUAAUCAGUGGCUACUAACUGUCAACCCUUCCCUCCUGAAAAAGAAAAACACAAAAAAAGUUUCUUUGUUUAUCUCUGUUGUGUGAUGUCACUUUUGAAUUUGAAUAGUUUACUUUCUAACAUUUUAAAUUAUUGAAGAGUUUUAUUUCUAUAUGCUUGGUGCACAUUUCACUGGCUGAAGUUAUGAAGUUUACAGAGCAGAGGAUGAAACCGUGGUCUUCGAGUUGAACAUUUACAAGAAAAAGGGAACAUUGGGGCAAAAGGGCAUGGUGAGGAUUUGUCUUGUGUUAGGUGAGGGUUUCUGUGAAGAGAUCUGGAAGAUUUUUGAAAUGGUGAAGGAUAAGAAUGUAUGUGAGGAGAUUGUUGUCUUGGCGAAGUUUCACUUGCGGGGGAAGAGAGUGAAGACUGAAAUUUCGGCUCUCAGUGGAAGCACCAGAUUGUGUCUUGGUUGUUUCAACCCUUGUGUUUGUCAUUGAGAUAAGUCAUUACCCUUGGGAUUAAAACUCAGAAAAAAAUUGUAGUGUGACAUAGAGGGAAAAGCAAGAAAUUUUCAAAAGACUGUAGCAUAGCAUAAGUAUGAAACCACAGUUCCAAGUGCCGCCCCAUGAGAGUGAACCAAGAUGCUUUUAUUUGGUUGUAGCCUUCAUUUUGGGUCUAAUUCAAAUGUUUGGACCCAUUCAAAACAUUGACUGCUUUGUUUUUACUAACAUGUAGUGGGAGGCCAGUCUUGUGCCAAAACUGGUGAUUCUGUUAUUGGCAAAGCUCGCUGACAUUAAAAGUUUGGUGGUGUAUGUUGCUCUGCAGAGCUGGCUGAACACUAUAGAGAGGAUGCUGUUUCCUACCGAGUCAGAGGUGUUAUUGUACACCUGAGACAGUUCCUCAUAUCUCUACAGUGCACACUCGCAGUCAGAUUGAUCUGUGGCUUGGCUCGUUAUGGAUCAAAACAAACACGAGAUGCUACGAUCCAUUUUACUUUACUGAAAACUGAAGCGGUUCCAUUUCACUUUAUCCACCGCGACCAACCCCUUGACAACUCUAAACAAAGUUAUCGCGUCUGGGGUGUUGAUGUGUCUUAUCUUUGAGCUCUAUUUAUUUGAAUUUCGCUGACGUAUCGUGGAAGGGUUUACGUCAAAUGCUGAAUAUGCUAUGCUAAUAGUUUACGUUCUGAUGAUAAAAUGGAUUUAAAACGUUAUGCACACCGAUUUCUUUUGUUUGUUUAUUUGCUGUGUCAUGUGUUAUGUUUACCUAAUUUAGUGAUCAUUCCAGUGUUGCAUCAGGAUUUAAUGAUUUUUAGCAUUCCUAAGAAACAGGUUUUGAUGGAGGGACAACAGCAGCAGUCAGUCAUAGAUCUGGAGUCAAAAUCGAUACAGCUGUGUGUUCGCACUGUGCGUCAUUUAACAUUGUGUGUGCUCUUCAUCCUGGAAACACAUUAUCUGGUGAUAACUGGAAUACUGUUUACUUCUUGAACAUAGAUAUAUCUGAAGCCCCCCACCCACCCUUCCUCAGCAUCAGAUACUAUCCUCUUUUUUAUUUAUUGAAAACAAAAGCCUCAUGUGUGGUUGUACUGUUUAGUAUGGCCUUUGAAAACCACUAUUGACAAAUAUCCCUUGAAAUUGACAAAAGAAAUAGACUGAGUAGUAGAAAACUUACUGUCCUUGUUUGAUCACUAGUAUGUGAACAAUGCCUAAUGUCUUGUGUAACAAAUAAAAUGAAUUAAACUAUGAAUGAAAUGACAGAAAAAUAAAAAGCACAUGGCAAACCUGGAAAA
Molecule: messenger RNA, 4263 nt
Organism: Maylandia zebra (zebra mbuna)
Lineage: Eukaryota; Metazoa; Chordata; Actinopteri; Cichliformes; Cichlidae
Gene: gdi1
Product: GDP dissociation inhibitor 1
Biological process (GO): vesicle-mediated transport; protein transport; small GTPase-mediated signal transduction
Cellular component (GO): cytoplasm
Molecular function (GO): Rab GDP-dissociation inhibitor activity
Source: RefSeq, a predicted model, not a curated record